Molecule: messenger RNA, 1575 nt
Organism: Cladophialophora psammophila CBS 110553
Lineage: Eukaryota; Fungi; Ascomycota; Eurotiomycetes; Chaetothyriales; Herpotrichiellaceae
Exons: 9
Coding region: 1-1575 (524 amino acids)
Biological process (GO): transmembrane transport; carbohydrate transport
Cellular component (GO): membrane
Molecular function (GO): carbohydrate:proton symporter activity
Source: RefSeq, a predicted model, not a curated record
AUGACUCAAUACGAUGUGAAGGAGACUAUCACUUCCUCCGAGGGCACCAACCAUGAAGAAUUUGCAGACCUCACUAACCAAGUGCUUCACACCGAUCUUGCUUAUGACAAGGAAGGCAUUGGAGGAAUCCUACGGUCACCGUUUGUGUUCGGCGCUGCCUUGUUGGCUUCAUUUGGCGGGUUUUCAUUCGGAUAUGAUCAAGGCGUUAUCUCAUUGAUCCUGGUGAUGCCUCAAUUUCAUGAACAAUUUCCAAAGAUUGCACCCGAUGCCCCCCGCUAUGGUUUCAACGUGGGUGUCAUGACAGGUCUUCUCGAGCUCGGUGCCUUUAUUGGAUGCCUUUGUCUACCUUAUCUAGCGGAUCAUCUCUCACGAAAAUGGGGCUUGACGGUUGCAACCUGUUUCUUCUGCAUCGGUGCCGUCAUCCAGACUGCCUCUCACAACUACAACACACUGGUCGCAGGCCGCUUCAUUGGCGGCAUUGGCGUUGGCACUCUAGCUAUGAGUGCACCUCUCUACAUCUCUGAAAUCGCACCGCCGAAUAUCAGAGGCUCUCUGCUGGUGCUUGAAGCCAUCAGUAUCGUGAUAGGGGCUAUUAUCGCCUAUUGGAUAACCUAUGCAACCAGACACAUUACUGGUGACGGGUCUUUCAGGCUGCCAUUCCUAUUAGGUCGCAAUGGGGACAGCUUGAAAGCAUUGGCGAAGUUACGAAGACUUCCGCAAGAUGACAGCCGCGUCCAAACAGAAUGGAAAGGUAUCCUUGUGGACGUUCGCUUCCAAGAGGGGAUGCUCAAACGAGAACACCCCAAUACAGACCCAUUAAUGCUUGAGAUCAAGCAGUGGAUCCAGCUCUUCAAGCCCAAGUACAUCAGGCAAACCUUGGUUGCAAUCGGCAUACCGUUCUUCCAACAAUUUUCAGGUAUCAAUGCGUUCGUGUAUUAUGCCCCGACCUUUUUCGCCGCCCUUGGACAAAGUUACGAGAUGACUCUCAUCCUUUCUGGAAUGGUUAAUAUCUGCCAGCUUGUUGCAGGGAUCCCGACUUUCCUUUUCCUCGAUCAAAUAGGAAGACGAAAGCUAGCCAUCUUUGGUGGCCUAGCUAUGGCCGUACCGCACAUUAUCAUGGCCGGCGUAGUUGGUAAAUUCAGUCACAGCUGGCCAACUCACCAAGGCGUCGGUUGGUUUGGAGUAGCCCUGAUAUACACGUAUGUCUUGACGUACGCGGCAUCGUACGGACCACUUGCCUGGACUCUGCCAGCAGAGUGUUUCUCGACAGCAACGAGAAGCAAAGGGGUUGGCAUCGCGACUGCCACUAUCUGGAUAGCAAACUUCAUCAUUGGCGUGGCUAUCCCACAGAUGGCCAUCUCGAUCGGCUGGGGUACCUAUCUCUUUUUCGGUUGUUUUUGCCUUGGGGCCAGUGUCUUUUCGUUCUUCUUGGUCCCUGAAACUAGUAAGAAAUCGCUAGAGCAGAUCGCGGAGGUUUUUGGAGACAAGUCCAUCUACGAGGAGGCUGAGUUGAUGGCGCGCGUGGCGGAAGAGCUCUUUGGAAGGACGACAUCGAUCGAAGAGCUGAAAGUGUGA